Molecule: messenger RNA, 1282 nt
Organism: Momordica charantia (bitter melon)
Lineage: Eukaryota; Viridiplantae; Streptophyta; Magnoliopsida; Cucurbitales; Cucurbitaceae
Product: putative UDP-arabinopyranose mutase 2
Biological process (GO): plant-type cell wall organization or biogenesis; UDP-L-arabinose metabolic process
Cellular component (GO): Golgi apparatus; plant-type cell wall; cytosol
Molecular function (GO): UDP-arabinopyranose mutase activity
Source: RefSeq, a predicted model, not a curated record
AUGGCGGAAGCUUCAGUCAAACCAACUCCCCUCUUGAAGGAUCAACUUGAUAUCGUCAUCCCCACGAUUCGAAAUCUCGAUUUCUUGGAGAUGUGGAGGCCGUUCUUCGAGCAGUACCAUUUGAUCAUCGUUCAAGACGGUGACCCGUCCAAGACCAUCAACGUCCCCAAGGGUUUCGAUUAUGAACUCUACAAUCGGAACGAUAUUAAUCGCAUUCUUGGUCCCAAGGCCUCUUGCAUUUCCUUUAAGGACUCUGCUUGCCGAUGCUUCGGUUAUAUGGUUUCCAAGAAGAAGUACAUCUUCACAAUUGAUGACGAUUGCUUUGUUGCUAAGGACCCCUCAGGCAAAGAUAUCAACGCGCUCGAUCAGCACAUAAAGAACCUUCUCUCACCGGCCACCCCACAUUUCUUCAACACUCUGUAUGAUCCAUACAGAGAAGGUGCAGAUUUCGUUCGUGGAUACCCCUUCAGUCUCCGUGAGGGUGUCCCAACGGCUGUCUCCCAUGGACUUUGGCUUAACAUUCCUGACUAUGAUGCUCCCACGCAGCUCGUUAAGCCGCGUGAAAGGAACACUAGGUUUGUAGAUGCAGUCUUGACAAUUCCAAAGGGAACCUUGUUUCCCAUGUGUGGAAUGAACCUGGCAUUCAACCGUGAACUAAUUGGACCAGCUAUGUACUUCGGACUCAUGGGCGAUGGCCAGCCAAUCGGACGAUAUGAUGACAUGUGGGCUGGUUGGUGUGUGAAGGUGAUUUGUGACCAUUUGGGGUGGGGAGUGAAGACAGGGCUGCCCUACAUAUGGCACAGCAAAGCCAGCAACCCAUUCACCAACCUCAGAAAGGAGUACAAAGGGAUCUACUGGCAAGAAGACUUAAUCCCGUUCUUCCAGUCRGUCGUCCUCCCGAAAGAAUGCACGACCGUGCAGAAAUGCUACAUCGAGCUGUCGAAGCUAGUCAAGGAGAAACUCGGCCAUAUCGAUCCRUACUUYAUUAAGCUCUCUGAUGCCAUGGUCACUUGGAUUGAAGCUUGGGAUGAGCUCAACCCUUCUGGAGAGGACUCCACAAGCCCUGCCAAGUAAAAGUAGGUUUUUGAAGAACCCAAUAUGAAGAAUGGAGAUGYAAUAGAUUUGAUGAGUCUUUUGCUAGUUUUCUUAAUACUAUUGCCAUAUUUUUUCCCCCUUCAGUACAACACUUUAAAGCUUAGAAUGUUUGCUGUUCUUUGUUUUGUGUAUCCUUCUCUGCCAAACAUUGAAUUUAGCUCUCAAUAACAUGGGUAGGCUUUAUUAA